AUGCAUGAAUUGAGGCGAUCGGCCUCAAGCAUCGCGACCGAGCUCUGGUCUCCUGAUGAAUUGUACAAGGCCGAUCCUCAAGUUGAUAUUUUGCAGCCGAGUUCGAGGACGCUUGAAGUAGACUCCAAUCGAUUUUACGCGUUCCGUUUGUCACUGGUGCUGGCGCCGUUUGAGGCUCUCGAGAGAUACCAGGCUCCGCAAGGCGAGGGCACCGAUCUUCUCGUCGAUGACGACGUCUUCGACGUGACGUGCACGGAGAUGCAGUGGGGCGGGCGACCAGAUGUGAGCACAAUGGGCAUCAUCGCUGAGCAGUGCAAGACAACUUCAUGGUUCCGCUUCUCGAGCACCCUCUCUCGGCGAUUGUUUGUCGUCGAUCGCUCUGCCGUGCACGUGCAGACCCUCGUUGCAGCGCUGCGCUACUCGUUCUCUCAUCUCUUGUUUCCAGCAGACGCGGAGAUGUGCGAGGGGACAUGCACUGUUCUGUUCGAGUUCAUUGUGCACCAUUGGUCGAGGCUAUCAGGAUUUCUUCCUUUGCUGUACUUUCUUUUCGAGCUGCAGGAGCGCGCCUUCUUGGCGUUUUACAAACAACUGGGUAACCUUGUUCAGAUGAGGGUCAACAGCGAUAUCGCUGCGUGUGACGCCCUCAAGCCGAAAAAGAGUGGCACGAUGUUCUCGUGGUUCUCAUCAAAGCCAAAGGAGGCGGAGCUUGGUGUGAACGACAAGCUGGAGAUCAUCGAUACUCUCAAGUCGAUGCUACCGCCAGCGUUUGAGAAACGGUACAUGCUUGCCCUCGUGAAUCAUGAGCACUUGAGAAAGAUGCAGCUCUUCUGUCGCGAGUAUGUGGGCUCCCUGAAGCAAGAGGCAUCCACGUAUCAGGCGCUCGCGGAGGGCUUCGCCACUUACCCGCUCACCUCGAGCCCUGUCAAAGGGUGGCACCCGACAAGCGCUCUCGAAGCUCUGGCGAAAGAGAACUCUGUUGUGAAGAAAACGAUGACUUCGGUACAGCGGUUCGCGUUGCGCAAGAGCUCUCUCGCGAGCGAGCUUGUUCUUCCGUAUCUAAGGGCUAUAUCAAAAUGCGAGUGGGAAAUCGGCAUCAUCGCACACUCACUCGUGGCUUUCUACGAGGAUCUGGUGAUGCGUGCAAAGCGGGUAAGCGAAAGCACGAUGCUGUUGUCCGGAGAGGUACCUCUGCCGCCGGGGUGUGAGGCUUCCACGCGGCCAGAGAGCCUGGAAAAUGCCCGCGAGGUAAAUCAGAGGCUUACUUUGGAAUUUGUCAAUAUAAAGGAGCGUUUCGAAGUGGAGGUAGCACACGCGGAGGCGGCGAUCAAGACACGCAUGAGGCGUCUCUGCAUUCUCUGCGGGAGUGUGGUGAAGGCAAUAGCCUCUUGCACGAACGCAGAGUACUACGAGGAGUACUUGUGUUCACUCGCCUCGCCACUGCCUGACGACGUCACCGACGACUGCCGCGCGUCUCAUCCACUCAAGGAGUGCCUCGGUGUCGUGGAGGGGCAGGAGGAAUCUAUCUAUGCCAUGGACCGUGAGGGUGCCUAG
Messenger RNA from Leishmania major strain Friedlin, 1551 nucleotides. RefSeq lists its product as hypothetical. The coding region runs from base 1 to 1551 and encodes 516 amino acids. The transcript has a single exon. NCBI's taxonomy places the organism in Eukaryota, Euglenozoa, Kinetoplastea, Trypanosomatida, Trypanosomatidae. The record is from RefSeq and is a predicted model, not a curated record.